This is a messenger RNA of Morus notabilis, 447 nucleotides long. RefSeq names its product PLASMODESMATA CALLOSE-BINDING PROTEIN 3-like. NCBI's taxonomy places the organism in Eukaryota, Viridiplantae, Streptophyta, Magnoliopsida, Rosales, Moraceae. The record is from RefSeq and is a predicted model, not a curated record. The annotation marks the transcript as partial. The transcript has a single exon.
CACCACUCUCUGUCCCUGCACAUCUCUCUCUCUCCUCCUUUACCAACUCACUUAUCCUUCAUCACUCACUCAUUCUCUCACUACCUCUAUAAGGCCUCCUUUCCACUUUAUUCUCCUCCAUGGCACCACUAUUUACAACCUCUCUCUCCUUGGCCAUAUGCUUCCUUAUCGUCCUUGGAACUAUCAACUCUGACACCGCCGUGGCGGCAUCAACGUGGUGCGUGGCUCGCAGCGACGCCAGCACGCUGGCCCUACAGACGGCGCUGGACUACUCCUGCAGUGCCGGCGCCGACUGCCUGCCUCUGCAGUCGAACGGCCUCUGCUUCCUCCCCAACACCAUCCAGGCCCACGCCUCCUACGCCUUCAACAGCUACUACCAGCGCAAGGCCAUGUCCCCCGGCUCCUGCGACUUCUCUGGCACCGCCACCGUCGCCCAGUCCGACCCCA